UCUCUCUGACAUCAUUGCAACUCUCAUUACUUGUAAAAAGCAAAAACCUCACAUCAACCACUGAAAACAUUGGACGCUCUUCGCUGCUCCGCCUUUUCUCCUGUUCGGCUUCUGCAACUGCAACUGUUAUUUUGUCCAUUAUCUUCUCUCGCCCCUAAAGAACCUUCAGCUCGGAACCCUUAUUCCGAUAAACCUUAAUCUCUCCCCUUCUCUCUAUAGAGUCAUACCUGCACUGUAUUUAUUGAAUACAUCCAAAUCAUCAACUCUUCACUCUCCCUUGAUCACUUGUACCAAGAGUAGGUAAACCUACUUUACACUCUGAUUUCACCUUUGAUCACUCCUAGCUGGCUCUUGAAGUUGCCUUGGAGUGUAUUCAUCCAUCGUUGUUGAAGUUUGUGAUAGGAAUUGGUGAGAUCGGCUUUCUAUGAUUAUGGUAAUGGCGGGGAAUGAGAGUGGGGAUGAUCACAAGGAGGUUAGUGGUGGGCCUAAGUCCCCGUGGAAGACGCCUGACGCCAACUCUGCUGAUGCUCCCGUUAUGGGCGCAGAGUCUUGGCCCGCACUCUCUGACGCGCAACAAACUCGUCCCAAGAAUUCGAAUCCUGCUGCGGAGAUGCUACCCGACGACCCUGCUACUGCUCCAUCUUCAGCUCCAUACCCAGCUCCAGCUCCCCAGCAGGGAUCAGUUGGACAGCAGAAGUCAUAUGGCUCUGGAAACACUAAUUCUUCACAUAAAUAUUCUUCAUCUAGACAUCAGAAAUCAGGUUCUAAGCAUAACACAAAUGGUGGGCCUCCUUUACCUGUAUCCUUACCUUACCAUCAGCCAAUGAUGGCACCUGUUUUCCAUCAUAUGUUACCUCCACCACACAUUCCUGUUUCUGGUUAUGCUUAUCACCCUUCCCCUGGGCCAUAUCCAAGUGUCAAAAUGCCUUCGGUAAAAUCUGGAAGUGAAGCUCCCCCAAUGCAAGCUUUCACUCCACCUGUUAAUGUUCAGCCUCCGUCACGAGGUGAUCCCAGUGGUUAUGCUGUGAAUUUUUCAAACAGAAGACCUAAUAUGCCAGAAUCUGUUGGUCCAAUGAAUCAUGCCUGGCAUCCUCAAAGAGCUUUUAAUCCGAGAGACAACAUGGUGCAGGGUAUGGGACCAAGGGCUUUCAUGGGACCUGUUUUGUAUGGUCCUGCUCCUGGUUUUAUGGUUGGUCCUGGAUUCCCUGGGGCACCAGUAUGUUAUCUUCCAGUUUCUCCUUCGGGCUCUGCUAGGGGAUCUCAUCCUCCUCACGUUGUUCCAUAUCCUAUGGAUCCUGGAGCUCCCAUGCUUUCCCAGGAGACACUUGCUCUGAGGGCUAAUAUAGUAAAACAAAUUGAAUACUAUUUCAGUGAUAAAAAUCUGCCUAAUGACCAUUAUUUAAUAUCUUUGAUGGAUGAUGGAGGGUGGGUUCCAAUUUCAUCCAUUGCCAACUUUAACAGGGUUAAGAGGAUGACUACCGACAUUUCACUUAUUCUUGAUGCACUGAAGAGUUCUAGCGUGGUAGAAGUGCAGGGUGAUAAAGUACGGAAACGUGAUGACUGGUCAAAGUUGACUCAAACUUAUGUUCCUGCAUCGCCGUUGAAAGAUCAAACUUCUCAGGAUCAACAUGGAGAGCAUGCUACUCACUCUUCUGGGGAUACUGAUGCCAAUCAAGAUAAUGAUAGGGGCACCCCUGUGGAGAAUGUUGACAUCACAUCUGGCAUUGGUUGUCUGCUGGGGCACAGAUCCACAAAUAGGGAUACCUUGGUGGCCACAGAUUCGGGACGGGACAGCGAGUGUGCUUCAGCUGAUGAUGCAAAGCAAGCAUUCAUGGCGGGAAAUGGGGGUUCAGAAGGCAUGGCUGUAUCAUCAGAGGCCGUGGCACAGAGCAUUUCCAACCUUUCUAGUGAUUUUGCAAACACUUUUAUGUUUGAUGAAGAGCUUGAGCUUGAGCAUAGAAGUCUGAAGAAUAAUGGCUACUGUCCUGUUAGAAGGAUUGAUGAUGAAGAUGAGAUAGCUAAUGAUCAAUAUGUUCAGAAACUUGUAAUUGUCACCCAGAACACAGGAACGGGUGGAAGAUCUAAAGUUAGUGGUAAAGAAUCAAAUUCCAUUUCAAAUGAGCAUGCUUCUGAAAUUAAUGAUGGUCUUUACUUCUAUGAGCAGGAGCUUAAAUCUAAGCGAUCUAAUCGUAGUAGAAAGACCAACUUUUCUCAUGAGAACAGAGAUGGAAACUCGAGAUCUUUUAGUAGCACUACUUUGGGCACACCAAAUUUUAAGGCUAGUGACAAUGCUGUUGGAAGCAGUGGCCAUGAUGAGUCUGGAAGUGCAAGUACACGAAGAAAGCACAAUAAUAAAGGUUUUAACAAGCAGCAGUCAUCCCAUAAGCAGCGGUUCUUCUCCAGCAAUUUUAGGAAUCAUGGUGCUGGCCGUAAUUCUCUUGGAGUCAUAUCGGAAAGUCCGCCGAGUAAUUCAAUUGGAUUUUUCUUUGGUUCUACUCCUCCUGAAAAUCAUGGCCCUAGGAUCUCCAAGUUGAGUGUUUCACCACGUGGUAAUCUUUCUGGCAGUAGUCCACCUGUGGGUUCUGUGCCAAAGUCAUUGCCUCCAUUUCAGCAUCCAAGCCACCAGCUGCUGGAAGAGAAUGGUUUUAAACAGCAGAAGUACCUGAAGUUUCAUAAGCGCUGCCUAAGUGAUAGAAAGAAGCUGGGAAUUGGUUGCAGUGAGGAAAUGAACUCGCUGUAUAGGUUUUGGUCAUAUUUUCUUAGAGACAUGUUUGUCCCUUCAAUGUAUAAUGAGUUCCAAAAAUGUGCUUUGGAAGAUGCUGCUGUUAACUAUAAUUAUGGGAUAGAGUGCCUCUUCAGAUUCUAUAGUUAUGGAUUGGAGAAGGAAUUCAGAGAGGACAUCUACAAAGACUUUGAACAGCUCACACUUGACUUCUACCAUAAAGGCAAUAUCUAUGGUCUUGAAAAAUACUGGGCGUUCCACCAUUAUCGUGGUGAACGUGGCCAUUUGGAAAAACAUCCAGAAUUGGAAAGCCUACUCAUAGAAAAAUACUGUAGCUUGGACGACUUCCGCCCCAAAGAGAAGACUACAUCUGUUUAAGAAAGGCAGUAGCAAGAUGAUCUUGUUUCCUUGUGGAGACAUCCCAAUUUUGAAUCUGUACCGACUGGAGUUGAGAGUUACCUGUCUUUAUUCGCUUUGGAUGCAAAGAGAAAGGUGGGUUUUUGUACAUUGUAUUGUAAAAUUUUGUGGGGGUUAUCUUUUGCAAGGUUUGCUGAGUGUUGAGGGUUAUGCUAUUGCCUUUUGCAUUUGGCCUUUUUCACAAGACCACCUUCUGGCUCCAGGAUAAUAUCUUUUCUUUUUGGAGUUGUCAACAAGCUAGGGGAGGUAACCAGUGCUUACUUCACUCCCUUCUCCAGAUUGUUACUUGUACAUAUGACAAGCUUGAAAAAAUGGAAGGAAAAAAAAAGCUGUAGCAAUCUUGUGGAUAUUUAAGAGAUUCAAAUUUUAGUCUGCGUCAAGUAUGGUCUAAAAUUCAGUUUCGUUUCUUCAUUCUAAUAGAUUAUUGAUUCUGCUGAUGAGUGAGUAACAAGUGGAAUAUAAGAUAAUUUGAGAA
Messenger RNA from Tripterygium wilfordii, 3614 nucleotides. RefSeq names its product la-related protein 1A-like. Gene Ontology annotation, molecular function: RNA cap binding. Gene Ontology annotation, biological process: mRNA stabilization. The coding region runs from base 425 to 3100 and encodes 891 amino acids. The record is from RefSeq and is a predicted model, not a curated record. The transcript has 15 exons. Lineage: Eukaryota; Viridiplantae; Streptophyta; Magnoliopsida; Celastrales; Celastraceae.